UAUUGCGCAUGCCUGAAAACAACGCCAUCUUGGAAGCUGACUGCGGUAGGGAGGAGUAAUUUAAUGUAGUGAACAGCUUAAUGUAAACAUUGUUGUUGGAAAUAUAGUAUACAUAGAAUAAGAUAAAUAAUAGACACUUUAAAUUUUUCAUUCCUUACGAUAUUUGCAUUGAUUACUCGUAUAAUGAGUCAUAAUAUUCGUUCAUUGGCAUGUCCUAGUCAUUGACGUUUGUAAUGAGACGUACUACUUUUAUAAAUACAUUGCAAUACUAAAUAACAUUGAUUUUCUUGACAAAACUAGUCAGAGUGAGGUCGAUUGUAGACUAGUUAUUAAUAAGAAGAAUGUAGUGAAAUCAUGAGGUUGCUUUUAUCAUAUUUGUUGGAGAGAAAGCAGCAAUAAGAACAUUUUGAAGUCUUGCAAAUGAAAUAAUUUGGUUGGGAUUACCAUGCCUUCUUUACCGAGACCUGGUAAUUUGAGGGAUCCUGAAAUAGCUGAAUUGUUUGACAGAGAAGAUCCGGAAAAGAUAUUUAUUGACCUAAGAGAAAUUGGACAUGGAAGUUUUGGAGCUGUAUAUUAUGCAAGAAAUGCAGUCACAAAAGAAGUGGUUGCUAUCAAAAAGAUGUCUUUUACUGGAAAGCAAUCUGCUGAGAAAUGGCAAGACAUAAUUAAAGAAGUAAAAUUUCUACGCCAACUAAAACAUCGAAAUACUAUAGAUUACAAAGGAUGUUAUUUAAAAGAGCAUACAGCUUGGCUUAUUAUGGAAUACUGUCUUGGUUCAGCUUCAGACAUAAUAGAAGUGCACAAAAAGCCUCUCAAAGAAGAAGAAAUAGCAGCAAUUUGCCAAGAUGCUCUUCAAGGUUUGGAAUACCUACACUCUCUUGGGAGAAUACAUAGAGAUGUUAAAGCUGGGAAUAUAUUGCUAACUGAAAAUGGCACAGUUAAAUUGGCUGAUUUUGGGUCAGCGUCUAUGGCUUCACCCGCUAACUCUUUUGUUGGCACACCAUACUGGAUGGCACCAGAAGUAAUUUUAGCAAUGGAUGAAGGACAGUAUGAUGGCAAGGUUGAUAUAUGGUCACUUGGCAUAACUUGCAUUGAAUUAGCUGAACGAAAGCCACCCUAUUUCAACAUGAAUGCAAUGAGUGCCUUGUAUCAUAUAGCCCAAAAUGAUUCGCCAUCUUUAGGGCCUGGUGACUGGUCAGAGUCUUUCCAUCACUUUGUAGAAACCUGUUUACAAAAGCAUCCUACUGAUCGACCGAUAGCUGCCAGAUUGCUACAGCAUCCAUUUAUAAUUAGCCCUCGACCUUCCAGAGUAAUAAUGGAUCUUAUACACCGUACAAAAGCUGCAGUUAGAGAGUUAGACAAUUUAAAUUACCGUAAAAUGAAGAAAAUCUUAAUGGUGGAUUCCCAAGAAAACGAAGUGAGUACUGGCGAACCUGAAGAAGACAGUACUGAAGAUGAUCAAAUUGGUGGAGAUAGCAGUAAAAGCAAUAGCAUUGCUAGUACACACAGUCAGCAGAGUGAAAAUAUAAGUGCUGGAAGCCAGAGCAGUAGUACGAGUAGUCUUCCACCAGCGUCUGAAACAGAUUCCACUUACAAUUAUCCAGCUUCAUUCCGUGAAAGGGGUGGAAUUCGUCUUAGUCCAUCGAAUUCAUCAUCUACCAGUUUGAAUAGUGCAGAUGUUGGAGCAAAUAAUUUUGCUACAAUUAGAACAACAUCAAUUGUUACUAGACAAAUCAAGGAACAUGAACAAGAGAAUCAUAUGCAUGAACAGAUGUCUGGCUACAAGCGAAUGAGACGCCAACAUCAAAAAGCUCUCAUACAACUUGAAGCCAAAUGUCGGCAAGAAAUGGAAGAACAUAAGCAAAAAUUAGACAAAGAAUAUGAAAAUAUUCUCACUCAAUUCAGUAAGGAACUUGAAAAACUUCAAAUGAAGCAUCAGCAAGAAUUAGAAAGAAAGCUCAAACAAAAUUUAGCUAGUGAAAAGCGAAUUAGUAAAAAUAUAUCACAACAACAUGAAGAUGAAAUAAAACGGUAUCAAGCUCAACAGAAAACAGAGUAUAAGUAUUUGAAAGACAGGUUAAAAAGAGAAAUCAGUGGUGAUGGUUCUUCAAGGCAAAGAGACGAUGUUAUUCGAAAUCACAAGGAAGAAGUUCUCCAACGCCAAACAGCAUCCAUGCAACGCCUUCAAAGAGAACACUCUGAUACACAUCGCUUAGAAAUUAGAAAGUUUCGUAGACGAAAAUUAUUACAGUAUCAUCAAAUGGAACAAAAUCUUCUAAGAGAUGAAUUAAAUAAGAGACAGUCUCAACUAGUACAAGCCCAUUCUAUGUUACUUCACCAUCAUGACUGUACUCAAGAAUUAGAAUACCGUCAACAAAGGACUGUUCAUCAACUAAGAGAAGAACAUGUUCGUAAACAGCACCAAACUGAAUUAGCCAAUCAACAAGAGUAUAACUCUAGAAGAGAAAGAGAGCUUCGAAAAAAACAUGCCUUAGAAGUUAAGCAGCAGCCAAAAAGCUUAAAGCAAAAAGAAUUGAUGAUUCGAAAGCAAUUUAGAGAGACUUGCAAAAUUCAAACAAGACAGUACAAAGCUUGGAAAAAUCAAAUUUUGGCUUCCACUCCUAAAGAGGAACAAAAAUUAGUUAUUAAAAAAUUAAAAGAAGAGCAAAUGAGGAAGCUAGCCAUCCUUGGUGAACAAUAUGAACAGAGCAUUGCUGACAUGCUACAAAAACAAUCUUUAGAAAAACAGCAAUUUCAGGAGGAACGAGCUGAAAGACAAAGGUUACUAUUAGAACGCCAAGCUCGAGAGAUUGAAGCAUUCGAUGAAGAAAGUGCUAGAUUGGGAUUUGAUGCCAUGGCUAUCGCCGAAGCCUCUCAGGAACCUUUACCUGCCGAUGACCUCAGCAUCAGUGGUAGCAUGCUCAGUUUGGCUCAUAGUAACAGUGCUAGCUCCUUCACUCAUACUGCACUCUAGUAUUUACUGAAACUUUUUAUUAAGGAAACGCUAACACAAAACACCCUUCUGCUGCCAUGGAUCAUGUGCAAAUAUGCGAGAUUAAUUAAUUGGUCUUGAAAGUGAUGAAGAGUGGUACAACACAUGGUGAGAAAAAAUGUCUGCAAUCUUUGAUAGGGAAAACAUGGUCUGCUGUUUUUGCUUCCCUCUGGCGACUUGAUGUAGUUGCAUUACGCUUUUAGAACGAGGUGCAACGGCAACCGAAGGUAUUUAAAACUUAAUUUGUGAAUGUAUAAGUUAUUAAGAUUAUAAGACUGUGUGAGAGAAGAGUGUAUGCAAUGUUUUGAUUGUAACUGUUUGCUGCCUGAUGUGUGUAGUUUCUAUCCGAAUCUCAAGAGGAGAUUGCAAAAGAAUUUUGUAAUACAUUUGUAAUAUUUUUUGAAGUCUAUCAUUUUAAAGCUUUGGUAUUUAUAUUUUAAUGUACUGGUUAAAAGAAGAAAAAAAAAUUAUAUCCAUCUAGUCUGAGAGCAUAUGCUGGAGACCAUAGAAACAUGUCAGUGUUCUGUGUUUAAGUAAGAAGUUUAGCUCUUUAUAUGGAUUUAAUUAUCCAAUUUCUACCAUGUGUUGUGAAUUAGUAACAUCCCCCUGGUCUCAAGCUGUUAUUUUUUUUAAAAAAAGAGCAGGGUUUCAUAUUUAUUUUCUUCCUGAACCCUGCUGUCUUAGAAUAAUUUUAAACUAUUAAUGACAUUAAUGUAGAGUUCAAUUAAAUACCAUAGAAUGGAUUGAAACUUCUAAUUGCUACUUUCAAUAAUAUACAAAAAUUUCUAAAAUUAUAUAUAUAUAUUUUCUCUGCGAGAUGAAAAGUUCCCUUUGUAUUUAUAGAACUUUAAAAGAAAAAAAAAUGAAUUAAAAAAUUGAAAUUGACUUUAAAAAUUACAUUUUGAAUUUUCAGUUGAUUAACAGAUGUGCUUAGUCCACUCUCUUAUUAGACAUCACAUUUUAUAGCAUUUCCCAUGCUUCACUUUUGUAUACAGCCUGACUGAUGAAAUCAUCUCAGAGCUGUUGUAAAUUUGAUGUGCUCACCUUACAAAAGUAAUUAACUUCCAUUUGUAUAUAGCACUGUAUAAAAUGUCACUGUGAAAUGUUUAAUAAAAAUUGUAGAUUAUACCUUU
Molecule: messenger RNA, 4125 nt
Organism: Parasteatoda tepidariorum (common house spider)
Lineage: Eukaryota; Metazoa; Arthropoda; Arachnida; Araneae; Theridiidae
Source: RefSeq, a predicted model, not a curated record